Gossypium raimondii (Peruvian cotton) is the source of this 300-nucleotide messenger RNA. Its product is annotated as protein 108. The record is from RefSeq and is a predicted model, not a curated record. NCBI's taxonomy places the organism in Eukaryota, Viridiplantae, Streptophyta, Magnoliopsida, Malvales, Malvaceae. The transcript has a single exon. The coding region runs from base 1 to 300 and encodes 99 amino acids.
AUGGUAAGUCUCAAAUCACUUGUAUCUCUCAGUUCCCGAUCCGCUGCCGUAGCACUACUUGUUUUGGUGGUUUCAGUGGCAGUGCAGACCCAUACUACAAAUGCACAAAGCUGCCCGACCGAGCUGACGAGCCUGAACGUGUGCGCACCUUUCGUGGUGCCCGGUGCAGCUGUGGCUAACCCUAGCAUUGACUGCUGUAACGCACUCCAAUCGGUGCACCAUGAUUGCCUUUGCAGCACUCUAAGGAUCGCUUCUCGACUCCCUUCUCAAUGCAAUCUCCCACCACUCACUUGUGCUUGA